Molecule: messenger RNA, 1362 nt
Organism: Fragaria vesca subsp. vesca
Lineage: Eukaryota; Viridiplantae; Streptophyta; Magnoliopsida; Rosales; Rosaceae
Product: SNF1-related protein kinase regulatory subunit gamma-1-like
Exons: 6
Coding region: 1-1362 (453 amino acids)
Source: RefSeq, a predicted model, not a curated record
AUGACAGAAGCAGCACAAGAGGCAAGGGGAAUUCCCAAGAGCCCUAGAAGGUCAAGCUGCUACGAUGCCUACUUUGAAAGGAUUCAGUCCAGGAAGAAAUUACCACAUGAGCUUCAAGAAAAUUUAACAUAUGCAUUUUCAAAAGUUCCAGUUUCGUCUUUCCAAGCCCUUCAGGGAGGAAAAGUAAUUGAGAUUGUAGCAGAUAUAUCUAUUCCUGAUGCAGUCAAGACUCUCUCAGAGCACAAGAUUUUGUCAGCUCCAGUCAUUACUAUGCCGGAUCAAACAUGUUCGGAUUGGAGAGAAAGGUAUCUUGGAAUCAUUGAUUACUCUGCUGUUCUUAAUUGGGUGUUGGAGAGUGCAGAACAUGCUGCUGAAGGUCCCUCGCCAGCUAGUUCAAUAGCAACUACGGCUGGUGGAAUUGGUGGUGCAGGAGCUGUUGGCGCCAUUGGAGCUGUAGCAUUGGGGGUCACAGGUCCUGCUGCAGUUGCAGGCCUUACUGCUGCUGCAAUUUGUUCCGCUGUGGCUGGCAAUGCAGCUGCAGAGAAUGAGGAGGACAAAGAUUCUCCCACAACUGCUGAUAAAUUGACAGGAGAUUUUGACAAGGUUAUACUGCAAGAUGAACCCUGCAAGUCAACAACGGCAAAGUCCAUAGUUAAAUCCUUCCGGGAAACACCUUUCCUUCCGGUAGCAGAAGAUAGUUCUAUGUUGACCAUCUUGCUACUACUCUCAAAAUAUAGGAUGAGGAAUGUACCUGUAAUAGAAGACGGCCAACCAAAACUUAAGAACUACAUUACUCAGUCAGCAGUUAUAUGCGGUCUUGAAGGAUGCAAAGGAAUGGAGUGGUUUGACUGCAUUGCAGAAAAACCUAUCUCGGAUUUGGGACUUCCAUUUAUGUCCUGUAAUGAGGUUAUUGACAUCCAGAGUGAGGAUCUGAUAAUGGAAGCUUUCAAGAAAAUGAAAGAACAGAAAAUCGGUGGUCUUCCAGUAGUAGAUGGGCAAAAGAAGAAGCUAGUUGGUAAUGUCAGCGUAAGCGAUAUCAGAUAUGUGUUUCUCAAACACGAUCUCCUCUCCAAUUUCAGGAAGCUCACUGUUAUGGAUUUCCUGACUACCAUCUCAACCAGCAAAGAACCUGGAAAUCCCAUCCAACCAAUUACAUGCAAUAUCGAGUCGAGCCUUGGGAAUGUGAUUGAGAUUCUUGCUUCCAAGUCGGUUCAUAGGGUCUAUGUGGUAGGUGCGGAGGAAGGGAAAGCUGUUGGUGUGAUUACACUCAGAGAUGUCAUUUCUUGCUUCAUAUAUGAACCCCCCAAUUACUUUGAUGCCUACUUGGGGUUUGCAGUGCAGGAGAUACUGAAGCAGCAAUAA